UCAAAUUUUUCAACUGCCCUUCAUUCACAGAAUGCCGUGCGGCACAACUUGUCGUUGCACAAAUGUUUCCGACGUGUUGAGACAGCUUCUGGUUCCGUAUGGAUUGUAGAUGAGACAGAAUAUCAGCGACGAAAAGCAAAACGUUGGCCAUUCUUUAUGAGUUUUCGGCAAACUUUUGGUUCGAUCCGGCUAUCUUCCAUUCUACUAAGGCACAUCCACAAACGUUCCCUUUGUACUGAUUCCAAGUCACAGCUAGCGUCAGUCAAAGAAUGUAUCGUCCACAUAUCAGUAGUAUUGUUCGAAGCUAUCUAUUUAAUAAUUGAGUUUAGUUCUUUCUAA
Echinostoma caproni is the source of this 339-nucleotide messenger RNA. NCBI's taxonomy places the organism in Eukaryota, Metazoa, Platyhelminthes, Trematoda, Plagiorchiida, Echinostomatidae. The record is from the annotation of a GenBank genome assembly.